UCAGUCCGGGUGGUCGAGGACGCGGAAUGUGGGGCGAAACUCCUGUCGGGUUGACGGUGGGGGCUCUGCAGAUGGAGCAGUGCAGAUUUCCAGGAUGCGUUCUCGAGGGUGGCAGCACCCAAGGCCGUCCGGCCAGCCAGACUACCUGUCUUGGAAGAAUCAGGAUGGCGAGUGCUCUCGGGCACCAGUCUGGGUGCGGCCAACAUGGGUGAGCCUCAGGGGCACAUGAAGAUCCUAGUGACAGGGGGCUCCGGACUGGUGGGCCGAGCCAUUCAGAAGGUGGUUGCAGAUGGUGCCGGCCUGCCAGGAGAGGAAUGGGUGUUUGUCUCCUCCAAAGAUGCAGACCUCACGGAUGCAGCACAGACCAAAGCCCUGUUCCAGAAAAUCCAGCCCACUCAUGUCAUCCAUCUUGCUGCAAUGGUGGGGGGCCUGUUCCGGAAUAUCAAGUACAAUUUGGACUUCUGGGCCUAUCAUGGCAGUCUGAUUGCCCUGGCUCUACCCCUGCAGAGGAAGAAUGUACACAUCAAUGACAACGUCCUGCAUUCUGCCUUUGAGGUGGGCACCCGCAAGGUGGUCUCCUGCCUGUCCACCUGUAUCUUCCCUGAUAAGACUACCUAUCCCAUCGAUGAGACCAUGAUCCACAAUGGGCCUCCGCACAGCAGUAAUUUUGGGUACUCUUAUGCCAAGAGGAUGAUUGACGUGCAGAACAGGGCGUACUUCCAGCAGCACGGCUGUACCUUCACCGCCGUCAUUCCCACCAAUGUUUUUGGCCCUUAUGACAACUUCAACAUCGAGGAUGGCCAUGUGCUUCCUGGCCUCAUCCACAAGGUGCACCUGGCCAAGAGCAGCGGCUCAGCCCUGACCGUGUGGGGCACUGGGAAGCCACGGAGACAGUUCAUCUACUCACUGGACCUGGCCCGGCUCUUCAUCUGGGUCCUGCGAGAGUACAGCGAGGUGGAGCCAAUCAUUCUCUCAGUGGGUGAGGAAGAUGAGGUCUCCAUCAAGGAAGCAGCCGAGGCUGUGGUGGAGGCCAUGGGCUUUCAUGGGGAAGUCACAUUUGAUACAACGAAGUCAGAUGGGCAGUUUAAGAAGACAGCCAGCAAUGGCAAGCUUCGGACCUAUCUGCCCAACUUCCAGUUCACACCCUUCAAGCAGGCUGUCAAGGAAACCUGCACUUGGUUCACCAACAACUACGAGCAGGCCCGGAAGUGAAGUCAUGAGGGGAGCAGGUGCUUAGCUGGCAAAACCCAGCAGCCCCUGGCCUCAGAAUUUGUCAGGGGCCAAGGUUACUGCCCAACAAUCGGGCCCAUAUCCUACCCCCUCUGCUGGGGGCUUCAGGCAGCAAUACCCCUGUUCCGUCUGUCCUCAGGGAAACAAGGCCCAGGUGGCCCAGCACCUCCCUCCCUGCCUUAGUCCACUCUGGUCCCACUGUCCUGAGUCUAGGACUCAAUAAAAUGCAUUUUCAUA
Molecule: messenger RNA, 1467 nt
Organism: Cavia porcellus (domestic guinea pig)
Lineage: Eukaryota; Metazoa; Chordata; Mammalia; Rodentia; Caviidae
Gene: Gfus
Product: GDP-L-fucose synthase
Exons: 11
Coding region: 205-1212 (335 amino acids)
Biological process (GO): nucleotide-sugar biosynthetic process
Molecular function (GO): GDP-L-fucose synthase activity
Source: RefSeq, a predicted model, not a curated record